Molecule: messenger RNA, 1407 nt
Organism: Anoplopoma fimbria (sablefish)
Lineage: Eukaryota; Metazoa; Chordata; Actinopteri; Perciformes; Anoplopomatidae
Product: carnitine O-palmitoyltransferase 2, mitochondrial-like
Exons: 2
Coding region: 1-1407 (468 amino acids)
Biological process (GO): fatty acid beta-oxidation
Cellular component (GO): mitochondrion
Molecular function (GO): carnitine O-palmitoyltransferase activity
Source: RefSeq, a predicted model, not a curated record
AUGGACAUGUUUCUGUCUGAACGCAGGUCUUUGAUGCUGACCAACCCCUUCCUGGUUCUUAAUCCUGACCCCAAGACCGAGUACAAUGACCAGCUUGUGCGGGCGACCAAUGUGGUGUGUUCAGCAGUGCGCUUCAUGAAAACACUGCAAACUGGAUUACAGGAACCAAAGGUUUUCCACCUCAACCCGGCAAAGAGUGACACAAACUGCUUUGAAAGCUUCAUCCGCUCAGUCCCAUCUUCUCUGUCUCAACCCCUGGACAUGUCUCAGUACUUUCACCUCUUCAACUCAACUCGGAUCCCCAAGAGGGGUAGAGAUGAGCUCUUCACAGCCGAGAAAGCGCGACAUCUCCUAGUGAUGAGGAAAGGCCACAUGUAUGUGUUUGACAUUGUAGACAGGGAUGGGAAUUUGGUGAAGCCUGCUGAGAUUCAGUCCCACUUGAAGUUCAUUUUGUGCGACCCAACGCCAGCAGCUGCCUUUCCUCUCGGGGUCCUGACCAGUGAGAACAGGGAUGUGUGGGCCGGACUGAGGGACAAGCUGAUAGCUGCUGGAAACGGAGAAGAUUUACGGAUUGUUGACAGUGCGCUUUUCUGUCUCAGUCUGGACGAUGAAAGCAUGAGGGACAACAUCCACAUCUCCCACAACAUGCUGCACGGCGACGGCUGUAACCGGUGGUGGGAUAAGUCCUUCACAGUCAUUCUGACCAAAGAUGGACAGGCAGCCAUCAAUUUUGAGCACUCCUGGGUCGACGGCUUACCUAUUCAUAGCUUUCAAAAGGAAAUCUUCAAAGACACGACGGAGCAGCCGCUGGUACACCCGGGCUCCGCUGCUGCUGCUGUGGAUUCAGCCUCUGCUGUGCGCAGACUGCAGUUCCACCUGGACAGUGAGCUGGAGAAUGGCAUCAAAAAAGCCAAGGAGAACUUUGACUCAAUUGUAUCAACACUCACCAUUGAUCUCUUGGAGUUCAAGAAAGGUGGCAAGGCACAGUUAAAGAAGAGCAAGUUGAGUCCAGAUGCUAUAGCACAGCUGGCUCUUCAAAUGGGUUUCCUGAGGCAGUAUGGACAGAUAGUCCCAACACGACAAGGGUUUAUCUGCCACCUGUUUGCCCUGCAACACCUGGCCAAUUCAAAGAGCGAGUUUCUGCACAGCUUCUACACAGAACCAGCAAACACUGCAUUCAACCAGUCUAUCAUCAAUACCAGCACCCUCAACAGUGAAGUUAUCAAGUUUUUUGGCUUUGCCCCGUAUGACCAUGAUACGUUUGCUGUUGCCUACAAUGUCUUUGACGACCGGAUCUUUUGCAGUGUGUCCAGCUUCCAGACUCGCAACGUCCAUGAAUUCGUGCAGUGUGUCCACAAGUCCUUAGAGGACAUUUUCAGUGUCCUGGAAGGAAAGACACUCACCUAA